AUGCAGCGUUCCUCAGUUACUCUGGCUGAAGUGCAUGACUGCCUGUCCUCUACCCGCGCCAUCAUUCUCAAAUACAAAUCCAGACCUGGACCUAGACUGAAAACAGUGCUGGGAACAAACCUGUAUGAGGGCAUCAGUCUGAGGCCAUGUGAUGAACACUCUCUUCACCAGACCAAAGGCCGUCUCAUAGAUCUGCUGUCAGAGACAAUGCUCAACAGAUUUGAAGAUAUGAACCACGGGAUCCUGAGUGCCAUGCGGCUCACUAACUUCUGCUAUUGGCCAGAGGAGGACAUAAAUGGCGAUUUCGGUGAUUCUGACAUCCAGGACCUUGUUACACACUUCAAACCUCUGCUUCAGAAAUCUGGGGUGAAGGUGGAAGAAAUCCAAGACCAGUGGACUAUUCUGAAGUCCAGGAUAUACCAGAACCAUGGUGUCCUACGAAACAUUACCUGGCCUGCAAUCAGUCGCCAGCUUGACCAAUACUGCCCAGACAUACUACACGUGGUUGACCUCAUCCUUUCCAUUCCUGCUUCAACAGCAGAUUGUGAACGUGGAUUCAGUGCCAUGAAGCUGACUUUGAUCCAGCCCCAGCUAUCAACUUAUGGCAUGCUGGAAGCCUCAGGAAGACAAAAAGAAUUGGAUGAAGCACUGGUUGACCUGAUUGUGAAAGACUCACAACCUUUCUCAAUCGUGGAAGAUGAAGGGUUCAGGAACUUUGUCAAGAAGCUUGAUCCCAAUUACAUCCUCCCAUCCAGAAAUACACUGAAAGCCAUGUUGAAGUCCAGAUACAGAGAGAGAAAGGACAAAGCCAUGGAAGAAGUGAAGACACACACAGCUGAACAUCUGAAGGAGGCUAAGAGUGUGCUGGCCUUGUCCACGUUGGGAACCGCCCGGAGGCUAUGUUCGUUUUUUUUUGUGGUAUUCCUCUGCUCCCGCGCCUUUUGGAGAAAACAUGGCCGCGAAGCACAUGGGGAGCGAGGCCGGGGUGAUCCUCGCAGAGUAAAUGUGGACAGCAACACAGAGAGGAGGCUGCUAAACUCCGUGUCGUUGGGCAGAUUUGCUGGGCUGAAAGAUUGCCCCGUGCCCCUCUGCCCGGCGAUAAACCUCAGUCAAAUCGACUGCCACCUGAGGCUGCGGCACUCGCUCUACAGCGAUGAGCUGAAGGAAUCGCAGUCGGCAAGAAGCAGGCGGCAUGGCAGUCGUUGCACGAAUUUAAAAGCGCUCGCAGGGAGAAAACCGAUUAAAUGGUGCAGCGGAUCAGACGGCUGGAGCAGGAGGUGGCAGAGCACAGACAAAGUUCCUCUUCGCCACAGGGAUCGGGAUCCGGGUCGCACAAGCAGUUCUUCUCUGACUUGGCGCUCCCCAGAUUUCAGGAGAGCGUCUUCCUGGUCAGCGCCUCUGGGACUUUCUCACAAAAACCAGAUGCAUGAGCUGAAGUGCAUUAAAAGUUUUGUGUUUUUCAUGUGGGGCAAUAAAGAGGCCCCAGCUCCUGCCCACCUCCGAUUUCUGAAGGACACUGGCAGAGUUAAUGACUGGCUGUCUGACCUUGAUAAGAAAUUCAAGGUUACGACGAAUAAAACCUAUGUCUUGGCCGUCAUUAAAUUCUGCCAGUUCUUGUUAGAGUCGGACCUCUUUUGUGUCCGGCUCCACAAACAGGAAAUCGCCUACCUUUUUCGGCAUUUGAGGGGACAGCUCAAAGCAUUGGGGAAUCGAAUAGUCGGACACAGGCAAGAGGUGAAGGAGCAGAACUCUCAGAGGAUGCUGACCCAGGAGAACCUCUCGGAGCUGGCGACCGAGCUGCAAUCCCGGAUCCCUGAAUGUCUCGAUGCUCUAUCAGAGUCAGAGACAUCCUACUGCACAACAAGUGCAUAGGUGCAAUUGCCACCUAUGUAUUUGUAAACACAGGCCACAGGAAUAGCAUGGUAAUAAACAUGUUGGCGCGAGAGGUCACCAAGGUGCAGGUAUCAGAGGACAAGGUGGUCAUUCACUUAAACAUUAUGAAUUUUAAACAUCAUGUCAACGUUCAUGUCAAACAUGACCCCCUCCAAAAAAGAAUACCAGUGGCUCCACCAGUUCGCUCAGCUCCGCUUUGAGCUCCCUGGCUUCAGAUCCUUGGUCAAGACAUUAUUUUUCACGUCUUCAGGACAGCCGUUUCGGAAACUGAACGACAUGGUGAUGGACACAUGCCUGAAUUGUGGCAUGCCCAAGGCAUUCACCAUGUCACAGUUGAGUAGCGGCGUGUUGACGUGUAUAGAGAGGAACCUGCCGGAGGACCAGCGGCAGCUGGUGUCGCACAUGAUGUGUCUCAGCGUGGAGACUGCUGACCGGUUUUAUGUCGCGGAACCUGAGCUCGCCGAGCUGCACGAGGGCUGAGAAUGCCUCCGUCAGGCCCUGGGCCUCAGCAAGGUUCCACAGCAUUCUGGCGGUACUAACAUGUGACAAAGAAGGUGGAAACACCCUGUGGAGGAAAAGACAAGUCAAUCACUUCAGCAAGGGAACAGUGAUGGUGAGGCUAAAAUAACAUAUUUAUUUUCCAACAGGUGACACUGCCCAGACGGAGGGAGCCCCGGGGGCACCUGGCACACAGCCGCCGUAUAGGGUGGUGGUCCUCGACCAGCUGCAGGAGGAGCAGCAGUUGGAGCAGGAACAGUUGGGGCUGCAGCAGCUGUUAUAGGAUCAGCUGCAGCAGGAGGAUGAGCUGGAGCAGCGGCAGCUGGAGUAGUUGGAGGAGUCAGAGUCUGAAACCAUGAAUCAUUCCACAAGAAACAGCAGGAGGAUAUCAGUCCUUUUGAAAGCCCAUCAUCCCCCCCCCCCCAUUUUGUAUUUAUUUACUGUAGUCUCCUUUAAGUAUUUAUAUAAUAUAUAUUUUUAUAUAUGUAUAUUUUUAUUUCAUUUCACAGCUGCUGUGUUUUUAUUUGUGGUACCGUAAAAGUCACUUUGCACUUGAGGUUUUGUUAAGUUAUAAA
Molecule: messenger RNA, 2966 nt
Organism: Paramormyrops kingsleyae
Lineage: Eukaryota; Metazoa; Chordata; Actinopteri; Osteoglossiformes; Mormyridae
Source: RefSeq, a predicted model, not a curated record